Molecule: messenger RNA, 577 nt
Organism: Moneuplotes crassus
Lineage: Eukaryota; Ciliophora; Spirotrichea; Euplotida; Euplotidae
Source: the annotation of a GenBank genome assembly
CUUAAAAUAAAAUAAUCUAAUCUAAAAUAUGAGUGCUGCUAUGCAUAAAAUUCCUGCUAAAAUCUUUCCAAAAAUCUCUAAAAGUAACAAAGACAAGUUCUUUGAUGACUGAGAUAUCAGUGAUGACGUUCUUUCAGAGUCUUCUCUUUAUGCUAGAAGAAUUCGAGGUGGAUUUUUAAGUACAAAGACUAUUAACUCCUGCAUGUCUGGUCAAAGGCUCGAUCAGCCGCAGGCAAAACUAUUCAGUAGUCAAGAUCCAGCAAGAUUUAAUGAGCAGAGGCUUUCAAAGGCAAAGAAAUUUAAGCCUUCUAGAUUCAGAAAUCACAACCAAGACUCUAUCAGUAGUGACUCAGACAAAGAAUCAAGUCAAAAAUGUCCUUCUUUAAAGGCUGAGAUCAGCGGAUUAUUGCAGAAAAUAAUCAAGCUCAAGGAGAAAGAAACUCCUUUAUAUGCUAGGAAGAAGAAAUCUGUUCCUUUAUAUAAGAUGCCUCAUGUUGAGUCUAAAGACCAGGACUCAUUCUUUGUAACAAUGCAAGACAUCCAAAGUCCUGAUGAAGAACUAAAAUCGUUUAUGUAA